AUUUUUUUAUUUUAGAAAAAUAAGUUAGUACCUGUUUAACGACUUCGUAUCCUGAAUCAACCACCAGCUUCCUGAACCCUAAUUCAUCACACGCGCCACCGUCAUCCUCUUCUCCGGCCGGUAACAUGGUGCGUCGAAAACGGGGACAUCUUCCACCGGAAAGUUCAAGCUGUAAUUAUCAGUCAAAGCGAAGAAAACAUUCUCGGUUCGAAUAUUCCAGCUCUAAUCACGAAUUAUCUUCUUCUUCUAGAAAAUGGGUUUUCUCUUCCGAAGAUUGUUCUGACUGCAAAGGUCAGAAAGAUACGAUUGUAGUUGUUUCAUACAAUAUACUUGGUGUUGAAAAUGCAUCAAAUCAUUUGGAUUUGUAUUCUAAUAUCCCACGCCGCUUCUUGGAUUGGGGUAGACGUAAGAAGCUUAUACUUGAAGAGGUCAAUAGCUAUAGUGCAAGCAUACUCUGUUUCCAGGAGGUUGAUCAUUUUGAUGAUUUGGAUAAUCUUUUUCAGAAAAAUGGCUUUAAAAGUGUUUACAAGCCUCGCACAGGGGAAGCAAAUGAUGGAUGUGCUAUAUUUUGGAAAGACAAAUUAUUCAAUCUUUUGCAUCACGAAGAUUUAGAGUUCCAGAAAUUUAGUAUGCGUAAUAAUGUUGCUCAACUUUGUGUUUUGGAGGUAAACAAUGAUAAUUCAGAAUCUGACACAAGUAAACUAACAGCAGAGGAACAAUCAACAAAAAACAAAAGAUUUGUAAUAGGAAAUAUACACGUGCUUUUUAACCCUAACCGUGGUGACAUUAAACUUGGCCAGGUCAGACUUUUAAUUGAUAAUGCUUACAAGUUAUCACAAAAAUGGGGCAACAUCCCUGUUAUUUUAGCUGGGGAUAUGAACAGUCUUCCACAGAGUGCAAUAUAUAAAUUUCUGUCUUCAUCCAAGUUAGACAUUCAAUUACAUGAUCGCAGAAAUAUGUCAGGACAGCUUGAAAUCCGGCCCAAUAACAGAGUAUUCCAAUCGAAGAUUGGUGAUGAUGCUAGCAUUUCAAUGUCGGUUUCAAGGCAACUGCUACCCAAAUGGAGUGCGGAAGAACUAAUCCUUGCAACUGGGGCAAAAGGAGUCACUCGUCUUCAGCACCAACUCAAGCUCCGCAGUGCUUAUAGCGGUGUUCCUGGAAAGCAUAGAACAAGAGAUGAUAUUGGGGAGCCCUUGGCAACGUCAUACCACUCUAAGUUCAUGGGAACUGUUGAUUAUAUCUGGCAUUCCGAGGAACUUAUCCCGAUCAGAGUUCUUGAAACCUUGCCCGUUGAUGUUCUUAGAAGAACUAGAGGACUCCCUAACGAGAAAUGGGGAAGUGAUCACCUCGCCAUUGUAUGUGAAUUGGCCUUUGCAAAACGUGAUGAAAGUUCCGAUUCUUGUGAUCUUCCCUAGAGUAUGCAUGCAGAGCCUUAAGCUGAUUGACAAGUAUGGAAAUUGAGGAGUUGUUGGAGCAUUUUCAGUUUCAAGACCUGUUCUUGAACUGCUCAUUUCCUCAUCAUGAAACCAAACUUUGAAUUGCUCCUGAUAUUUCGAAACAAUGCAACAAUGCAAAUUGCAAACUCUCCUUGUGAACAUGCUAGGUAACAUCCUGUUGUGAGGUUCAGAGAAUAGUUGGUAUAUAUCCAAAAUAACUUAUUGUUUCUGAGAAUAAUUCAUAUCAUUAACACUAUUCUUUUGUAAGGUUUUGUCAAUAAUUGCAGCACCUUUAGGUAGGAACUUAGAACUGUAUUCAACAUAAGUUAUUUCAAUUAUUUAUCAAUCCAUGAUAGUUGUUUCUAGCAGACUUUUUGGA
Trifolium pratense (red clover) is the source of this 1815-nucleotide messenger RNA. Its product is annotated as carbon catabolite repressor protein 4 homolog 5-like. The transcript has 14 exons. The record is from RefSeq and is a predicted model, not a curated record. Lineage: Eukaryota; Viridiplantae; Streptophyta; Magnoliopsida; Fabales; Fabaceae. The coding region runs from base 126 to 1415 and encodes 429 amino acids. Gene Ontology annotation, molecular function: 3'-5'-RNA exonuclease activity.